AUGGAGGAUAAGAAGAAUAAUUGUCAAAGUUUGAAACCAAUUGCUUUCUUAUCAGUUGUUUUUAGUACUUUUGCUAUAUGUUCUGUUUUGAUAACAUUUCCAUUAAUUAUCAGUUAUGUUCAAACACUGGAAUCAUCCGUUCAAAUUGAUCUGGAUUUUUGUCGCGCUCGAGCUCGAGAUAUGUGGAAGGAAAUUUUGGAUAUUAAGACUAAUGGGCGCCAUGAUUCCGAAAAAUUGGCACCUAUAGUGAUGGCACAUCGAGAAGUAAAACGUGACACAAUGGCAGAUUUCUGGGCGCGAAGAUUACAUGAUCAAGAGCUUCGUGAUGAACCAUAUCAAAAGCCGGAAUCAUUUACGGAAAGCUAUGCAAGUGGGGACUGUUGCACAUGCUCACGAGGACCACCUGGUCCGAUGGGACCACCAGGUCGUGAUGGCGCACCUGGAAUAGACGGUGAAAUUGGCCAACUUGGACCACCUGGACCACCUGCACCUUUUGACGCUGAACUUCAAAGCCAAUUUCCACCGCAAUGCCCGUGCGAUUCACCACCUGGUGAGCCUGGUCCUAAGGGACCACCUGGACCUGAUGGUCCACCAGGACCACCGGGUCAGGAUGGCGAAGAUGGUAGACCGGGAGAUCAAGGACCAAGAGGUCCACCAGGACAACCAGGUCAACCAGGACAGCCUGGAAGAAGUGGACCACCCGGGGAACCAGGAAUGUAUAGAACAGAAGUUGGACCGCCAGGACGACCAGGUGCUCCAGGACGUCCUGGACCACCGGGACCUAUGGGACCACCAGGUACAAACGGUGACGAUGGUCCACCUGGCGCAGCAGGUCCACCUGGUCCUCCUGGACAAUCGGGACAGCCAGGUCCAAGCGGACGACCGGGACCUGUUGGACCACCUGGAGAACCUGGUGCACCUGGAAGUUGUGACCAUUGUCCACCAGCUCGUCUUGCUCCUGGCUACUAA
Messenger RNA from Brugia malayi, 969 nucleotides. RefSeq names its product Cuticle collagen 14, putative (gene Bma-col-14). NCBI's taxonomy places the organism in Eukaryota, Metazoa, Nematoda, Chromadorea, Rhabditida, Onchocercidae. The record is from RefSeq and is a predicted model, not a curated record. The coding region runs from base 1 to 969 and encodes 322 amino acids. The transcript is spliced from 3 exons. Gene Ontology annotation, molecular function: structural constituent of cuticle.